This is a messenger RNA of Xyrichtys novacula (pearly razorfish), 903 nucleotides long. The record is from the annotation of a GenBank genome assembly. NCBI's taxonomy places the organism in Eukaryota, Metazoa, Chordata, Actinopteri, Labriformes, Labridae.
AUGGAGACAGUGGUGAGUACUGAGGCCCUUCUCUCCGUUUACAUCCUGUCCUUCCUCUUUGGCCUGCCGGCCAACCUCCUGGCUCUCUACACCUUCAGUAGAAAGAUCCACUCCAAGCCUCUUCCUACAGACAUCCUGCUCCUCAAUCUGACCGUCUCUGACCUGCUCUUCUUGAUCAUCCUUCCCUUCAAGAUGCAUGAGGCAGCAUCUAACAUGGAAUGGACUCUGCCCGGCCUCUUAUGCUCCAUCAUCUCCUUCACCUUCUUCUCCACUAUCUACACCAGCUCUCUGCUGCUGAUGGCGGUCAGUGUGGUCCGCUACAUCGCUGUAGCUUACCCUAUCGCCUAUCGUCAGCUGCUCAAACCUGUGUAUGGGUUAGCAAUCUGUGCUGUUAUUUGGCUCAUCUCAACUGCUCACUGCAGCAUUACUAUCAUUAUCCGCUUCCACCCAGAUCUGUACAAUAAAAACUCCACGGCCUGCUAUGAGGACUUCACAGAGAAGCAGCUGGGGGUCCUCAUCCCUGUGCGUUUGGAAAUCUUCUUUGUGCUCUUCCUGAUACCUCUUCUAAUUUGUGUGUUCUGCUACCUGAGGUGCAUCCUGAUCCUCUACAACCGCCCCAGGAUAUCUGCAGCCAAGAAGCAGAAGGCCAUCGGCAUGGCCCUGGGAACUCUAGCUGUGUUCCUCAUUUGUGCGAUGCCGUACAACAUGACACAUUUGGUGGGUUACUUUCAAGAUGCGAGCCUGAAAUGGAGGCACUACACUUUGCUCCUCAGCACCUUCAACACCUGCAUAGACCCCAUCAUCUUCUUCUUUUCCUCCUCUGCUUUCCGCUGCACGGGUGCAAAGUCCAUUUUCAGGAAGAAUGUUUCAGGUUCCCAAGGAGAGGCCACAAACUCAAGCUAA